Molecule: messenger RNA, 1314 nt
Organism: Melitaea cinxia (Glanville fritillary)
Lineage: Eukaryota; Metazoa; Arthropoda; Insecta; Lepidoptera; Nymphalidae
Exons: 1
Coding region: 1-1314 (437 amino acids)
Biological process (GO): deoxyribonucleotide biosynthetic process
Cellular component (GO): cytosol
Molecular function (GO): ribonucleoside-diphosphate reductase activity, thioredoxin disulfide as acceptor
Source: RefSeq, a predicted model, not a curated record
AUGUCUUUCUUACAUAGUCACUCUUGUGAAUGUAUAAAAUCUGAAUUAGAUUUGUUUGCUUUACCAUCAACACAAACAAGCAUAGAAAGUGGAAUGUGGGUGCAAUAUAAACCAAUAUCAUCUUUAGCUGACGAUGGUCCUAUAGAAUUUCAAGUCCCUGGAACUGGUGAUGACUAUAUAGACUUAUCUCAUACACUGAUUCAAUUAAAAGCAAAAAUAUUAAAUGAGGAUUCUUCAAAACUGGCUGCUUCAACUGUUGUAGCACCUGUAAACAAUUGGCUUCAUUCAGUUUUUACUCAACUCGAUGUUUAUUUAAACCAAAAAUUAGUUUCACCUCCAAACAAUACAUAUGCUUAUCGAGCUUACAUUGAAACUCUUUUGAAUUAUUCAUCUGAGGCAAAACAAUCUCAUUUAACGUGUAGCCUUUGGUAUGAAGAUACAGCUGGUAAAAUGGAUUCAACCGAAGAAAAAAAUUCAGGUUUUACUAAAAGACAGCAAUUAGUUUCAGAAAGUAAGGAAGUUGAAAUGAUAGGACAUCUUCAUGGUGACAUAUUCAAUCAAGAAAAAUUUUUAAUUAAUGGCGUUGAGAUGAGUAUUAAAUUGGUGAGAUCACGUGAAACAUUUAACCUGAUGGCUCCAACAGACGAUGUUAAAUACAAAAUAAACAUUACAGAUGCGACUCUCCUUGUUAGAAGGACAAAAAUUAACCCCUCUGUCUUACUUGCCCAUCAAAAAGUCUUAGCCACCACAACUGCAAAAUAUCCCAUAACUCGAGCUGAAGUAAAAGUUCUAACGAUACCGUCAGGGGUCCAGGGUAAGACAUUAGACAAUAUCUUUUUGGGUCAAGUACCUAAGAGAUGUAUAGUUGGAUUUGUAAGUAAUGCAGCAUUUAAUGGUUGUUUGUCUAAAAAUCCGUUUAAUUUUGAGAACUAUAAAAUGAAUUCCUUUUGUUUAUAUAUUGAUGGUCAGCAAAUACCUUCAAAAGCUUUACAACCAUCUUUUGGUAAUAAUAUUUUCACUGCAACCUAUCAUACAUUAUUCUCAGGAACAGGGAUACAUUUUCUUAACGAAGGUAAUGGGAUAUCUCACGAUAAGUAUUCAAAAGGUUAUUGUUUGCUAGCAUUUGAUCUCACACCUGAUUUAUCAGCCAAUUCAUCUAGUCAUUGGAAUCUAAUUAGACAUGGUAGUGUUAGAUUAGAAGUUCGCUUUAAAUCUGCUCUGACUCAAACGAUCAAUUGCGUUGUUUAUGCAGAAUUUGAUAAUGUCAUUGAAAUAGAUAAAAAUCGUAAUGUAACCGUUGACUAUAGUAGCUAA